AUGAAAGAGGUGGUACACGGAUAUGUUGGUAAUACCGUAGCUACACCGGUAAUGCAGGCUUUUGGCUGCGACGUCGCGGCUCUAAAUACUGUGCAAUUCAGCAAUCAUACAGGCUACCGUCAGUUUAAGGGUACCUACACGACGGCUCAACAGAUCACUGAAAUAUGGAAAGGUCUUGAAGACAGCCAUAUCGAUGACUAUCAUAUGAUACUUUCUGGUUAUCUUCCUGAUGCAUCUUCAGUAGGAGCGCUAGGUCAUAUAGCUAAGAGUCUAAAAAACAAGUCAACCAUAGAUCAAGAGAAAGUCUUUUGGAUACUCGAUCCAGUUCUAGGAGAUAAUGGAAAAUGCUACGUAGAUCAAGACGUCAUUCCUGUAUACAAGAGUCUAUUGCGAUUUGCUGAUAUGCUAUUGCCAAAUCAAUUCGAGGCCGAGACAUUAUCCGGAGUCAAAAUAACUGAUAUGGAGACACUGAAAGAAGCCAUCUCAACUUUGCAUGAUCAGUAUCAUAUUCCUCAUAUACUCGUCACAUCUGUAGACUUCUCUUCAGGAAUAGAUUCGACUUCAUUUUGUGCUGUCGGCUCGACAAAGACAUCUGACAACCGGCCUCGUCCUUUUAGGAUCAAGAUACCGCUCAUUAAAUGUACUUUUGUCGGCACCGGCGAUAUGUUGGCAGCGCUUAUGCUAGUAUUCUUCAGAAAAGCAGUUUGUGAUACAGCCGGUCUCUCGGAUACCCCACACUGGUGUAGUGAUGAUAAGGUAAAAAGCACGGACCUACCAUUAGCUAAAGCGGCAGAGAAAAGCUUGGCUGGGAUAAAUGACGUUCUUCAUGCUACCAAGUUAAUCUAUGAUGUGGAAAUGGAAAGCUACUAUCAAAAGGUCGGUGGUAUCGAGGCAGCUCACGCAAAUGAGACAUCACGAGCUCAACAUCAACUAGCAAAAUCGAAAGCAGCUGAAGUGAGGCUGGUGAGGAAUAUACCACGCCUAAAAAGUCCAACAGUGAACUUCACUGCAGAAAUGCUAUAG
This is a messenger RNA of Blumeria graminis f. sp. triticale, 1023 nucleotides long. NCBI's taxonomy places the organism in Eukaryota, Fungi, Ascomycota, Leotiomycetes, Helotiales, Erysiphaceae. The record is from the annotation of a GenBank genome assembly.